CAUUUGGGUUAAAUUGGGUAGAUAUUGGAGGUCAAUGAUGACUUAAAUCAGAUUUAUUUUUAUUAAUUAGUUAAUCUUUAAAACAAUCAGGAGCAAUGGCAUGGAUCAGUGAACUGGCUGGCAAAGCUGAAAGCUUAUUAAAUAAGCUUGAUUCAGAAGCUGCCUCAGUGCUUACUGUUGAUAAAACUCUUACUAAAACUGCCAUUGAUACAGAGUCAAAAAAUGUGUCACCUAAUAAAUUGGACUUGGAAACUCAUGGAUCAGUCACCAGCUUACCCAAUUCAUCCAGCGUACCAGGAAGUCUCCAAGCAUAUUUCGGCAGCCUAUCCUCACGAGGGUCUCCCAGCGCACUCAACAAAUGGAGUAAAUCUUCCCCAUCUUCUAGAGGCGGCUCUGCUAGCGCUUCAGCUACACCAUCUCACUCAAGAAAUGCCAGCCUGGAAAAUUAUUUGAAUUUCAGCUCUGAAAGUGCUAAUAAUUUGUCAACAAAAUCUGGUGUUUGGUCACCUAGCAAAGUGGUUGUCUUGGCAGCAGAUAAUCAUAGCAAUCACUCUCGUCAGUCAUCCUUAUCAUCUGUUCCAUCACUACCAACUUCUGGCAUUACCAGGCUUGAUGAUGGGAAUAUUGAGCCGACACAACCUUUCACAAACAUUAAUAUUGAGAGCAGUGCCAGCAGUGUGUCAUCAAGUGGGUCUGGUGUCUCAGCUCAACUCGACUCUUAUGUCACACUUGAACACAAGGACCUUGAUACCAUAAAUACCACAGCAUCUAGGUCAUUGGGUGACAUCAGUGAAGUAGAUCUGCUGAAGAAAGAAGUCCAGAGCCUCAACCAGGAGAUAAAGCAACUUGUUGGAAAAUCAACUUCCCUCCAUUCAGAGCUGCAGGCUGCAAAGUCUGCCCCCAAUAGCAUGGCAGAACAGCUCAGUGCAAUGCAAAAGAAUCUUCGUGAAGUACAGCACCGAGAAAUGCUUUUACAGGAUGAAGCGGUGGAGAGAAGCAAGGAGCUCAAGGCACUGGAGCUGAGAUUAAAGGACAAAGAGGAAGAACUUUGGGCCAGAAACAAGGAACUUGAACGCUGCAGACUGGAAAAUUUGAGAUUAUGUGAAGGAGCGUCAGUGAGCUCUGAGCGACACAGCACCACACUGCAGACAGCUUCUGCUCAGCUCGAGGAAGCCGAGGCUUUGCUGCGACAAGAGCAACUGCAGCGGAGAACUGAUCAGCAAAAUUAUAGUGAUAGACUGCGGGUUGUGGAGGAGGAGCGCGAUGCUUUGGCAGGUCAAGUGCGAGCUGCAGCCGAGAAGCUACUGCAAGUGCAGCAGGCUCAAGAGGUGCACCAAGCGCAGGUUUCAGCACUUCGCAGUGAGGCUACAGCGGCAAGAGAAGAGCUUGAGAGCUACAAGGCCAAAGCAAGGCACAUUCUCUCCAGCAAGGAGGCUCUAAUUGAGGCUCUCAAAAAAGGAUCUGGUGACAGCACUGGUCUACACGCUGAUCCAAACUACUCCUUACUGGACACUGAAUUAAAACAAACCAGAGCAGAGUUGUCACUGUGUCGCUCAGAGCUAGAAAGAAGCGGAGCAGAGCUGAGCAGACUGCGCUCAGAGUUAUCAGAGCUGGAACGUUGCGCUGAGCAGGAGGCAGCGCGUCACAGUUCAGCUCUGAGCGAUGCUCAUGAGCAGCUUGUUCAGCUCGGUCAGCUCAAGGAUGAGCUGGAACAGGAGAACAGGCAGGCGCGGCAGGAGGCACGAUGUUUACAAGAGGAACUAACUAGAGAAAAAGUGAGGCACGCGGCAUUCGUCCAGGAGGCGCAGCUUCAGCAAGACUCUCUGAGAAGACAGUCUGCAUCGCGUCAGAGUCCAAAGCAUGGCGGGGAAGGCGUGGAGGAGCUACAGAGACGCGUGCAAAGUCUGACAGAGUCUCUGCUGCAGAAGCAGAGCCAAGUGGAUGGUCUCAACACCGAGCUGCAAGUCCGCAGCAUGCAGCUAGCAAGGCUGCAGCAACAACAACACCAGCAAGAGUCGCACUUACCGGUUGGCCGCGACGCUCCUCUCUCGAUACCCAUGGAUGACCUGCGCAGUCGCGCGGUGCCUACGCUGCUCGUAGAAUCGCCGUUUGACGGCGGGGUGACGAGGCGCGUGAAACGGGCCUACUCAUCUCUGGAUAGAUUCUCCGUAUCACUAGGCCUAUUUCUGCGUCGGUAUCCUGUAGCUCGCAUCAUCGUGCUGCUCUACAUGCUGUUGCUGCACCUCUGGGUGCUGAUCGUGCUGCUCACCUACUCGCCCGAGAUUCAUCACACUGGAUAUCAACCUGACGGAGCUGGCGAACCGAGGUUGAAUCCUCUGCCACAUAAGUGAUCUGUGACUUAGUAUCUUGAUUUUAUAUUCAUUGCAUCAGCUGUUACAGAAAUGCAGUGCGUGUAGCUUCGAGAGUCUAGCUAAUAAUUAAUAGGUUCAAAUAUGAUUGGCCAAUGUAAGAGUCGAUUAAUUCAGUGGCUGAAUAUUCAUAAUGUAACAUUCAUGUGUAGUUUCUCAUCAAACGGGUAUUUUGGUUCAGAAAAUUUGCACUAGUGCAAAAGACCCUCGAAUAUUUAUUGCUAUUACGUGCGGCCACAGGAAGGCCCCAUUUUAAUGGUAGCUUAGGCUUCUUAUUGAAUUUCGACCACUAAGAAAAAAAAGAUUAGUAAUCGGAAUCAACAUCAGUUUGCAUCGCUUCUCGAAAAACGUUUUGGUGAAUUUUGAAAGGUUGCAUACUGUUCUGUCAAAAACGUCACUGAACGUUUGCUUUGAUAGUGACGAAAUUUCCGGUAGAGAACUUCUCUUGUAUGAUCUGAAGUGUACAGCGUUAACGAUGUUGGUUAACAGCCGCCUGUGACCUCGACAUCCAUUGAUCAUUGUUGUUACUUUGUUAACUUUUCGGAACUGUUUAAAAGCAAACUAGUAUUAAAAAUUGUGUUCUUGGCACAGGAGGGCCAAAGAUGUCUUCCUCCUGGAAAGAUGGAGCGCAAUUUAAGAAUAUAUAUGUAGAUAUAUAUAUUUUCUGUUGUCUCGUAUUGUUUGAUAUAAUGGUAGAGAAUCUCCUGUGGACAGAGGAACGUCUGUCGACUCCGUUGGCAAGUUUGCUCCGUUUGAAAUUUAGUGAGCUCCAUAGAUGCAAGAGGCUGGGACGAAUAACUUCUAACGUUUUCUUUCGUUAUAUUUUUUCUAGUUUUCUUUCGUAUUGUGACCUUUGUGAUGGUUGAAUAUAGAUAUCGCCUUGAACGUGGGGAGUUGAUAAUACAACUUUAUGUUUAAUUUUAAUGAAAAUGUUUGCUGUUCUACUUAUCGGCAUGUUCUACUUGUGGUCUAUGAUACUGGGGAAUGAAGCCCACCGAGAUUUGAUAUUCAAUUCGAUUCAUUGCAAACUUGGUUUCAGCUUCAAUCGAUUUUCGACAAAUCUUGUAACUGCCUAUAUACUUUCUUACUCGGCAGUAUUCCCGUUAUCUCGCGCGUUUGUAAGGCUUGCAGGUCAUGAAAGUUCUUGGGUUAGAUUAUCAUGUUCUUUUUUGAUACCUUACUGUUACAGCAACUGGUUCUCUUCGAGCAUAUUUCAGUUCCAAGGUCAUCUGUUUUAAUUAAAUGAAAGAGAAAAUAUUGACGUAAGGAGGUAAGUAUAACGUCGUAAUUUUAAACACUGUUAACAGUAAUAAUAUGUCGUUAUAUUCUGAAAGUAUUCAAACGUGUAUUUUUUAUAUGAAUCAAGCAAUGUAAUGUCA
Molecule: messenger RNA, 3748 nt
Organism: Hyalella azteca
Lineage: Eukaryota; Metazoa; Arthropoda; Malacostraca; Amphipoda; Hyalellidae
Product: golgin subfamily A member 5
Exons: 15
Coding region: 96-2351 (751 amino acids)
Biological process (GO): Golgi organization; retrograde transport, vesicle recycling within Golgi
Cellular component (GO): Golgi cisterna; Golgi membrane
Source: RefSeq, a predicted model, not a curated record